This is a messenger RNA of Sitodiplosis mosellana (orange wheat blossom midge), 3075 nucleotides long. RefSeq lists its product as uncharacterized. Gene Ontology annotation, molecular function: RNA binding; ATP binding; RNA helicase activity. The transcript has 5 exons. Gene Ontology annotation, cellular component: nucleus; cytoplasm; ribonucleoprotein complex. The coding region runs from base 227 to 2227 and encodes 666 amino acids. The record is from RefSeq and is a predicted model, not a curated record. Lineage: Eukaryota; Metazoa; Arthropoda; Insecta; Diptera; Cecidomyiidae.
GACAGUGCACAGGCGAGCUGUGAACGAGGCAUGCGUAUAGAAAGGGUCCAACGAAAAAAUCAAUACAUACGUUGUUUCUAUAAUUCAGUGUUAACUCACAUACUGUGUUCGCCAUUUGUGCUUUGUGAAACAGUUUCCUUCAAUUAAUUAUUUCUGACCAAAAAAUCAGUUCAAACCAAUUCUAUUUCAAUUGAAAACAAGAGUUUCGUUGAAAAUCUUAUCAAAAAUGUACAAUCAAAUGCAAAGUACAAAUGGAAAAUUUGGUGAUCGUUUUCGGCCACAGCCAAAUGGAAAUCGAAAUGAUUUCCGCAAUGACCGAAACCAAUCAUCGGCUGCAAAACCACAGCAGUCGCAAAAUGGUAGCAAUUUGCGUGCCAUCGAUUGGGAAACCAUUUCGUUAACGCCGUUCCGCAAGAACUUCUACACACCGUUAGCGACCAUAUCACAAGCUGAUAUUGAUGCAUUCUUCAAAAGCAACGAGAUUACGUUGCGUGGAACAGAGCUUCCAUCACCAAACACAGAAUUCCAUGAAGAAUUAUUCCCAGACUAUGUCAUGAGCAGCGUUAAACGUCAAGGUUUUGAGAAGCCAACGGCAAUCCAGGCAACCAGCUGGCCGAUUGCAUUGAGCGGUCGUGAUUUGGUUGGCAUUGCCAAGACGGGAUCGGGUAAAACAUUGGCAUAUGUUUUGCCAAGUAUGAUUCAUAUCAAUAAUCAAGAGCGUCGCAAGCGUGGUGAUGGUCCAAUCGCAUUGAUUUUGGCUCCGACACGUGAGCUGGCACAGCAGAUUCAGCAAGUAUGCCAUGAUUUUGGAGCGAACGCACGCGUGAGUAACACAUGUAUCUUCGGUGGUGCACCAAAAGGUAGCCAAGCCCGUGACUUGGAGCGUGGUGUUGAUGUUGUCAUCGCAACACCAGGCCGUUUGAUCGAUUUCCUUGAGAAAGGAACCACCAAUUUGCGCCGAUGCACAUAUCUUGUGUUGGAUGAAGCUGAUCGUAUGUUGGAUAUGGGGUUCGAGCCACAAAUCCGUAAGAUCAUUGGUCAAAUCCGUCCCGACCGUCAAGUGUUGAUGUGGUCGGCUACCUGGCCAAAAGAAGUCCGCAUGCUGGCUGAGGAGUUCCUUACCUCAUACAUUCAAGUGAACAUCGGAUCGGUGAAUCUGUCGGCCAACCAUAACAUUUUGCAAAUCAUUGACGUGUGCGGCGAGGAAGAGAAACAAGACAAACUGAUGCGAUUAUUGGGCGAAAUGAAUGAGCCCGACUCCAAGGUCAUCAUUUUCGUGGAAACAAAACGCAAAGUAGACGAUUUGACGCGUUCAAUCAACCGAGGUGGUUGGAAGGCUUGUGCCAUUCAUGGCGACAAAUCGCAACAGGAGCGUGACUAUGUUUUGAACGCUUUUCGUCGUGGACGUCAAGCAAUUUUGGUAGCAACUGAUGUUGCUGCUCGUGGAUUAGAUGUUGAAGACGUUAAGUUCGUUGUCAAUUUCGACUAUCCGAACAACUCUGAAGAGUAUAUUCAUCGCAUUGGUCGUACCGGUCGAUCGAAUAACACUGGAACGGCAUACACUUUGUUUACCAUUCAAAACGCAUCCAAAGCCGGUGACCUGGUCAAUGUGCUCAAGGAAGCAAAUCAGGUCGUGAAUCCUCGACUUUUGGAUAUGGUAAAGAAAGGUGGCAAUGGAUCAGGCCGUAACAAAUACAAUCAACGCGGCGGUCGCCCAAAUGGUGGCGGUAUGAAUGAUUUCCGCAAUCGUUCACAGCCGUACGGUUCCAACGGUCAACGUUCGGCCAAUGGUUUUGGCAAUGGCGGUGGUCAGCGUCCAACUUCACGCUUCUCAAGUGUACCAAAUGGUAAUUCAGCAUAUCAGCCACGACCAUACAAUGGCAACACGGGAAGCGCAAAUCAAGACCAAAAACCAUCGUAUGUACCACGAUCAACCACAUCAAACUAUCCGCCCAAGACUGGAUCAUACUAUGAUGCAUCGGCUGCAAAUGGUGGCAGCGCAAAUCAAUUACGCAACAGCGCCGACCAAUCAAAAUUCAAUGGUUUCCAAUCAAAACCAAAUUCGGGGAUUUCAAAUGUGUAUGGCCAACAGGGAACACAUCAAUCCUAUGCAAUGCCAUCCGGUGUUCCUUCUCUCUACAAUUUACCGCCACCAUCAUUAUCAUUCAAUACAGUCCAAUCGGUUCCGUUCAACUAUCCACCACCAGUUUUACCAGUUAAAAACUAAACACACACACACACAAAAUCUACAACUAAAAGAUUGAAUUUUUAAUCAAAUUCCCACACCGAAAACCAAUCCAAUUGUUGGUUUUCAUUUUCUUCUUAAUUUAACAUUUCAUUUAAUAUUUUUUUCGUACCUCUAGCUAGUGGUGACAUUUGUGGUUUAUUAAUCUCAAAACAGAAACAUACAAAAAAUAAUUAUAUUUAGAAACACCAUGCUUACGUUCAUGUCUUUUAGUUUCGUUUUUUUUUCUCUAUCUCUCGUAGAUUUUUAUUUCUAAACGUAGCUAUAAAUUAUUUAAAUUGUUAGAAUUUUAAAUUUCUGUUUUAAAGAAACACAUUGAAUUUAGAAGAAGGUGGUGUUGUUGUGCUACAGUCGUGUGAUGCACGGUUAAUAGCAAAACAGAAUCCUCUUCCUCUUUCUCUAUCUAGGGAUAAAGUGGUCAAACUGGAUUUUUAUUGAGAGAAGAAAAAAACACUUGAACUUGAAGAAAGAAGAAAAAUCCAUUAAUAACCAUUUUUAAUUGUGCUCAUUUCAAUGUGAAUUCAAUUUAAAUUUAAACACACAUACACACACACAAAAUAGAAAUAAGUCAAUAUCAAGCAAAUCAAGUGCAAAUAUACAAAACGAAUAGGUGUCGAUUCCGCACUCAUUCAAUAGUGCAAAACUAGUGUGGAAAGACAAAUUAAAUUACAAGAAGAAGAAACAGAGAAGUGGAUUCAAAUGAUUCAGAUAUUGGAUAAAAAGCAUUUUUAAUUCAUCGAUAUGUGAGUGGAAAAAAAAACAAAACAAAGAAAAAAUCAUUAAAAAAAAUAAAGUAAAUUAAUCUUAUUCAAUCUAACGAUAAAGUAAAA